AUGCUGACUGAAGGCUUCAUCACGUCCAUUCUGGCUCAGCCGAAGACUGCCAAUACUGCCAUUGCGAAAGAUAUUGGCAUCUACUUCCACGAAUUGCACCCGAUCCCCCUCGUCAAGUCUUCACUCAAGAAGAGUUCGACUCGAGUCAAUGGAUUAGCCGCCACAUCCACCCAUAUCUUCGCGGCACAAGCAGAUAAAGCAGUGGUCCACGUAUACUCGAGGGAGAAAGGAAACCAAGAAGCAUUAAUUUCGUUUCCAGAGAGGAUCCAUAGUUUGACUCUACUUGGUGAUGGAGUUCUGGUGUUGGGUACCGCCGAAGGAAGGGCGAUCCUCUGGGAGGUCUGCACAGGAAGACAAGUAUCCACACCCACUGCACACCUGCAGCCGAUUUCAUGUCUUGCGGGAAACCUAUCACAUUUAAUCACCGGCUCCGAAGACUCGAAUAUCCACGUUUGGUCGGUCCCACGUCUCUUGUCAAUGGCAGCCACUGAAACUCCCGAGCCACUGCGAACUCUCUCCAACCAUCGAGCCGCCAUCACAAACCUUAUAAUGGGCCACAGUGCUAGCGGGACCGAUAUCUGCGUUUCGGCAAGCAAGGAUAACACGGUCGUUGUUUGGGACUAUCAAUCAGGCGAUCUGCUUCGGACAUUUCUUCUUCCAUCUACGCCACUCUGUCUAGCUUUGGAUCCGUGCGAUCGGGCCGUGUACAUCGGCUUCGAGGACGGUUCGGUGCAGCUCAUCGAGUUCUCAAGCCGAGAUUCGAAGCUCAACCAGCUCUACGACAAAAGUUUGCAGAGCACGCCAGUACAGGUUGCAAGUCCUCCUUGGACCGCAACAGGCGAAGCGAGCCCCGUUCUCUGUCUUGGCCUCAGCUACGAUGGCACCACUCUGCUCUCUGGCCACACGUCGGGAAAAAUUAUACGCUGGGAUGCUCCCCGGCGUGUGUCCACGAGUGAAAUUGCGGAUCUCAAUGCACCUGUCACGAAUUUACUGAUGUCUUCGCCGUUUCCUGCUCGGAAGUUGACAAAGCCUCUGACUAUUGUCAAGCCAAAGUUAGGCGAAGGCAGCUACAUUUUCACAAGUAAACUGCAAGGCUCAAUUGGUGCCCCAAGUCUGGCCAUGGUUGCCGAUGGCUUCCCAGCUGACCUGCUCGAGAAGGCAAUCGCCAGCUUUUCAGCCGCUUCGUUGACUUCUUCCUCUUCAAGUGGAGACGAGGAGCUUCGAAAGGAGAACGAAGAGCUUUGGAAGAUAGUCAACGAUCAACGCGCACUUCAAAGGAAGACAUGGGCCAAGUUGACCACACUGAAAACUGGUGGGGUUGACUCGUAG
Molecule: messenger RNA, 1329 nt
Organism: Cadophora gregata
Lineage: Eukaryota; Fungi; Ascomycota; Leotiomycetes; Helotiales; Ploettnerulaceae
Gene: IPI3
Product: Pre-rRNA-processing protein ipi3
Exons: 2
Coding region: 1-1329 (442 amino acids)
Biological process (GO): DNA-templated DNA replication; rRNA processing
Cellular component (GO): nuclear pre-replicative complex
Molecular function (GO): protein binding
Source: RefSeq, a predicted model, not a curated record